This is a messenger RNA of Vollenhovia emeryi, 1437 nucleotides long. RefSeq names its product odorant receptor 49b-like. Gene Ontology annotation, molecular function: odorant binding; olfactory receptor activity. Gene Ontology annotation, biological process: sensory perception of smell; detection of chemical stimulus involved in sensory perception of smell. The coding region runs from base 140 to 1333 and encodes 397 amino acids. The transcript is spliced from 7 exons. NCBI's taxonomy places the organism in Eukaryota, Metazoa, Arthropoda, Insecta, Hymenoptera, Formicidae. Gene Ontology annotation, cellular component: plasma membrane. The record is from RefSeq and is a predicted model, not a curated record.
UUGAUCGUUCGAUAUUUUCAAGAAGCAAUAUGUAAGCAUGCGCAAGAAAUGAUCUUUGCUGCACAGGAGGUGACGUCGAUUCAUGUACGAAGAAUAGACGCCAGUCUUUAGAUAACAUUGGGUAUAGAAAGUUCAAAAUAUGACAGAUACCGAGGUAGAUUUCGAUUGGGAAGUGAAACUACAUCGUUUCACUUUAGAUUUGUUUGGACUUUGGCCCAAGACCAUACAAAAUCCUUGGCAAAAGUUAACGUGCAAUUUUCGAGCACUUGCCGUUUACCUAGGAGUAAUAUGUGGCGUUCUAAUCCCUUCGAUACAUUCUUUGAUACGAAUUAAUGGAGAUGUCAUGCUAAUGAUAGAUAAUUUGCAAUUUACUUUACCAGCAAUAAGUGUCACGAUAAGAAUUAUGGUUUUUUGGUGGAAAAAAGAAGCUAUUAUACCGAUUAUAAAUAUGAUCUCGAAGGAUUGGAUAAGGACACUAACAAUAAGUGACGAAGAGAGAUGUUUAAUGAUACGAAGAGCACAAAGUGCACGCAUAAUUAUGAUUUGCUCCUACUGCGUUAUGGGAAUGCAGUGCUUCACUCUCGUACUACCGCCUGUUUUCGGAGUGUCAAUAAGAUUGACUCCUAACAUUACUGAUCCAGGAAAACCAAUGCCUUUACAAACACGUUAUAUUUAUGAUAUAACAAACAGGCCACAACACGAAUUGACAUUUAUUAGUCAAGCCAUCAUUAUAGCUACCGCUAUGAUGGUUUACAUUGGAAUAGAUAAUUUUUUGAGUCUCCUGAUUUUUCAUAUAUCCGGCCAAUUAGACAUUCUCGAGAAUCGUUUGAUGCGUAUGGAUAAAUACAUAAAUUAUCCAGAAGUAUUAAAGUGUUGCAUAAGAAAGCAUGUCCAUUUGCUUAGAGCAAUUGCUGUUAUUGAAGAUACGUAUAACAUAAUACUCCUUUCUUUAUUCAUAUAUUUUGCAAUUUUAUUCGCUUUUUAUGCAUUUCGGAUAAUUAGCCUAUUCGACGAAGGAAAUGAUUUAUCAUUCUCUCACUUGAUAUUUUUCACAUUGACAAUUUUUAAUUUAUUUGGACAUAUGUGUCUAUAUUGCGUUCUCGGCGAGAUUUUAAUGGCCCAGUGCAAUAAAAUCUAUUAUGCUGCAUAUAAUAAUAAAUGGUAUACUAUGAAUCCAAAAAACAUGGAAGCUUUGUUGAUUUUAAUAACAAGAGGCUCGAAACCAGUUUAUCUUACCGUCGGAAAAAUAUCUCCUGUUACAAUGGCCACAUUUUGCGGUUUGGUCAAAACGUCAGUCGGUUAUUUAUCCGUUUUGCACACAACGAGAAGGUGAUAAAAAAAAGUGAGAAAAACUUUUUCCUACAUUACGCAACUGUGUUUAUGGAAAUUUAUAGUUCAACUAUGCUAAUAUUAAUAUAUCAUUCACAAAUGAAUAUA